AGACAGUCUCUGUGGCUCUGACCAUAAGCACAGUUGCAGCCUCCAGGAGGAGAUGCCAUGACCUUCAUCUACACAGCCCUGCUCCAUCUGGGACUGACUCUGGGCCUGGGGACCCCAGUGCUGGCAGGGACCCUCCCUAAGCCUGUCCUCAGAGUACAGCCAGACUCUGUGGUCUACAAGCAGACUACAGUAACCUUCUUCUGUGAGGGGACCACAGGAGCCAAAGCAUACAGACUCUAUAAAGAGGAAAACCAAAAACUAAUGCACAUAAAGAUCCCACAAAAUCCUAAGAACAAGACUGAAUUUUCAAUCUCAAAAAUAGACCAGCAGUAUGCAGGGCAAUAUCGCUGUCAAUAUCACACUCGUGAUGGAUGGUCAGAGUUCAGUGACUCCCUGGAGCUGAUGGUGACAGGAGUCUACAGUAAAUCCAGUCUGUCAGCACAGCCCAGCCCUGUGGUGACUGAAGGAGGGAAUGUCACCCUCCAGUGUGGCUCAGGGCAGUCAUAUCACAGUUUUGUUCUGAUGAAGGAGGGACCUCAGAAGCUCUCCUGGAUGCUGGACUCACAGUAUAACUACUCUACUAGACAGUACCAGGCCCUGUUCUCUGUGGGCCCUGUGACCUCCAGCCAAAGGUGGACAUUCAGAUGCUACAGCUUUAACAAGAAAAGACCACAGUUGUGGUCAGAACCUAGUGACCCCCUGGAGCUCCUGUUCUCAGGGACCCUCCACAAACCCACCAUCAAGGCUGAGCCAGGCUCUGUGGUCUCUUUCCGGAGUGCCGUGACCAUCUGGUGUCAGGGGAGCCUGGAUGCAGAAAUGUAUGUUCUGCAUGAAGAAGGAAGCCAAAAACCCUUGGACACACAAACCCCAGAGAAGCCUGAAAACAAGGCCAAGUUCUCCAUCCCUUCUGUGACACAGCAACAUAGGGGACAAUAUCGCUGUUACUGUUACAGCUCAGCUGGCUGGUCAGAGCGCAGUGACACCCUGGAACUGGUGGUGACAGGAAUCUACUACAACAAACCCAGCCUGACAGGCCUGCCCAGCCCUGUGGUGACAUUAGGAGAGAACAUGACCCUCCAGUGUGUAUCACAGAAUGGAUAUGACAAGUUCAUUCUCACCAAGGAAGAUCAGAAGUUCCUCAGCUCCAUGAACUCACAGUAUAUAUACCAUAUUAGGCAGUGGCAAGCCUUGUUCUCUAUAGAUCAUGUAACACCAGACCACAGAGGGACACUCAGAUGUUAUGGUUACUACAAUCAUACCCCACUCUUGUGGUCAGUACCCAGUGAGCCCCUGGAAAUACACAUAUCAGGACACAUUACAGCCUCCAGCCUUCCAACCUCACUGCCCAUGCCAACAACUGCCUCCUCAGAGAACCAGGAUCACACAGUGGAGAAUCUCAUCAGGAUGGGGUUUGCUGCCAUGAUCCUCACAGUCCUUGGCAUUCUGCUGUUUGAGGCUUGGAGCAGCCGGAGGCAGGCCCACCAUGCAGUUGAGAGGUAAUCAGAGAAGAAAGAAGAACAUCUCUCAAGGAUCCAGAGUCUGGGAAAUAAAUCUGAUGAUCUCAAGUUUUCUGCAAGAAAAUCUAGUUCUUCCAUUGAAGAACCGGUGUGAGAGAAUGUCCAGGGAGCAAAUGUGUUUUGGGUGCAGAGGAAGGUGUGAGUGUUGUGAUGAGAUGCUUCCUCCGCAAAUGAAUUUACAUUCCUCCACCUACUGUGGGCAUUUGCUGGCCGAACCAACUCUUUUCUUGAUCUAUAAAGUGAGGAAAUGGGCUGCCCGGUCUGUCUGGCAUUGAUCCUUGUUUCUAUACAUAUUUUCUUUCCCUCCCUCUCAUGUGUCACUUUCCAUUUUAAUAAAUUGCCACAUUCACUAUGGCAGAAGCUUCUCUCUGUUGGACUAGAAACAAAGAUGUUGCCUACAUAACAAAAAGAAAAUGAGUAAAGUCAGAGCCCAGAAUUCAAAGUCACUCUGCCUAUGAUGUCCCAAACUCUCUUCAUGACCCCCACCCUUUCAGUGUUCAACCCAUGCUCUUCAUGGAGUUUCUCUUGAAAUAUAAAGCCAAUGUUACCACACUGAUGGAAUAAGGACUGUCUCACAAGACAGUUUGGGCAGCACUUUGACAGUGUUUUCUUAACACAGAUCUCUGAUUUGUAGCAUUUGCUGACCCCUAUAAACAUCCCCAUCAAAGACACCUUCACAACAGCAAUGUAACAUCACAGGUGUAAGGUUGAGGAAUGUUGCAUUAAAUUGAUGUGUUUUUCAUUUUAUUUUCCACUGUCUAUUUCUCAUAUAUGCAAAAGCAAAUGGUAUGCUGAUCAAUCAUCCCAGAUUCACCUUGCUAGGAAGACUUAUCAUACAAUGAUUCAUAAUUUCUACAUAGAAAAUCAUGUUAUAUUCAAACAAUAAUAGUGGUAUUUAUUUUUCCCUCUUUUAUAAACUAUACUUCUGUUUCUGUAUUAGCUAAGUCUUCAAGUACAAAACUCAAAUGUGUGAAGAGAUGUGACUCUUAAC
Messenger RNA from Peromyscus californicus insignis, 2508 nucleotides. RefSeq names its product leukocyte immunoglobulin-like receptor subfamily B member 3. NCBI's taxonomy places the organism in Eukaryota, Metazoa, Chordata, Mammalia, Rodentia, Cricetidae. Gene Ontology annotation, biological process: cytokine-mediated signaling pathway. The record is from RefSeq and is a predicted model, not a curated record. The transcript has 8 exons. The coding region runs from base 58 to 1500 and encodes 480 amino acids. Gene Ontology annotation, molecular function: inhibitory MHC class I receptor activity.